Molecule: messenger RNA, 863 nt
Organism: Onthophagus taurus
Lineage: Eukaryota; Metazoa; Arthropoda; Insecta; Coleoptera; Scarabaeidae
Gene: cold
Product: coiled
Source: RefSeq, a predicted model, not a curated record
AAUACCAACGUAAAAAUCGUAAUAUCGCUAUGUCUAGGAUUUUAAUAAGAUAGGUGUGUUUUGGGUUCUGGUUGUUUACAAACUUAAUUAUUUAUUUUAAAACCAUGAACGCCCUUAUUUCUUCGUAUAUAUUCAUAAUUUUAAUUGUAGGUAAUAUAAAUAUAUCAUCUGCUUUAGAAUGUUAUGUUUGUGAAAGACAAGAGAGCAACAAUGAAAAAUGUGGAAGUACAAUGCAGACUUGUCAAACUGAGCAGGAUGUGUGUUUAACAGAAAUAAGCUGGGGUAGUACUCCGUAUUGGACUGAAGGUGCUAAAAAACAAUAUUACAUCUCAAAGAUGUGUGCAACAAAAGCACAAUGUCAUCAAAAACGUAGUGCAAGUAUGAUUCAUUGUACACACAUUUGGUAUGAAGAUUGGAGAUGUUUUGAUUGUUGUCGAGGAGAUAGGUGUAACUAUUACAUCUUUUCAAAUUCUGGACGAAAUGCUGUAUCAAAAAUAUUAGUUGGGGUUACACUUUUAUUAACAUUUUUUAUUCAUCAUUCUUGAUAGUGUUAAUUACUAAAACUACUUUCAUUUCUUCACCAGCAUGAAAUCAAAGUUAUGCCUCAAAUUGUUAAACCAUAUCUUACAAAUGUCUGUUGUAAGACAAUUAUCAAUUAAUAAAUUGGUAGUGAAGAAAAUGCAUAAAAGUAAUGUUAUAGUGCCUUAUAAUUAAUUAUUGUACAUUUCAAAUGAUUAUGAAUCUCAGUUUUGAAUAUUUUAGAUUAUAGUGUAACAAAAGUUUUAUAUUGACCUUACACUUAUUUUAUAUUGUUUAUUUAAAACGAAUCUAUUAUUAUAUCCGUCCAUUUUAAUGAAAUAAAU